Nerophis ophidion (straightnose pipefish) is the source of this 2933-nucleotide messenger RNA. It is a transcript of the gene mntb, whose product is annotated as MAX network transcriptional repressor b. NCBI's taxonomy places the organism in Eukaryota, Metazoa, Chordata, Actinopteri, Syngnathiformes, Syngnathidae. The transcript is spliced from 6 exons. The record is from RefSeq and is a predicted model, not a curated record. Gene Ontology annotation, molecular function: protein dimerization activity; DNA-binding transcription factor activity, RNA polymerase II-specific; RNA polymerase II cis-regulatory region sequence-specific DNA binding. Bases 379 to 2100 code for a protein of 573 amino acids. Gene Ontology annotation, biological process: regulation of transcription by RNA polymerase II.
ACGUGCGCGUUAAGCUCCGUGUUUUGCGGGAGCCGUAGUAAGAGGGCGUGGCUGGAAUGCAGAAGGGGCGUGGCUUGACGAGAACACCACUAUCCUUGUUGUGUGUACUCCUGCUCACAUCGCCAUCUUGUUGCUAUCCCACUUUUUUUUUUUUUUUUUUUUUUUAAACUUAUGCGAGGAUCCUGGACCUUCCGGGCCCGGAUUUCGGAACAAGAUCCUUCCCGAUCGGAGGGAUCCACCGGGACUGGGGCCGUUAAAAUCUUGCACGCGCGCUUUCCACCGGCACGGUAGCGCCGACCCCACCCCCCCAACCCCCUCCUUCCCUCGGCUUUUUUCCGCCCUCCGUCACGGCCGGGGGCCACCGGCUCGGGCGGCACCAUGAGCAUCGACACGCUGCUGGAGGCCGCCAGAUAUCUGGAACUGCAAGCCCAGCAGCAGCAGCUCACACACGAAGAGGAGCAGCACAAAGACAAGGAGCUGAUCAACAAGGAGGAGUUAAGACACAUAGAGCUUGUGACUUCCUUGUCGCAGCCAAUCACAGCCAACCAUGUUGAGGACCCCCAUCGCCAGCAGCCGUCGGCGCCCCCGCCACCACCCCGACCGCCGCCCCCAGUGCCCAUUGCCGUCAUACCGAUGGUCCCCGUCGUCACUGCCGCGCCCCUUCCGCUCACCAAGCACAUCGCCGCCGCCUCGACGCUCGCCGGCCCCCCAGCGGCCAAGACCACCACCUCGCCACAGCCGCCGCCUCAGCCCCCGCCAGCUCCGGCAUCCCACCAGCUGCUGUGUCCCCCCCAGAUGAAGGCGGACACGACCAACCAGCCCGUCAACUGCGCCCAAUCGCAGCCUCAGGUUCACAUUCAGUACCCGCUCGCCAUCAGCACCAACGGGCCCGCCCCUCAACCCGCCCUGGCCUCUCAUCAAGCCCCGCCCACAUCCCAGCUGAGGCCCAAUGGAGUGACGCUGGAGGACAUGAGGGGCUUGGAGGGGAAAAAGAGACCUGGAGGGACAGGAACCAGGGAGGUGCACAACAAGCUGGAGAAGAACCGGCGGGCGCACCUGAAGGAAUGUUUCGAGACGCUGAAGAAGAACGUCCCAAACGUGGACGAGAAGAAGACCUCCAACCUGAGCGUGCUGCGCAGUGCGCUGCGUUACAUCCAGACGCUGAAGCGCAAGGAGAAGGAGUUUGAGCACGAGAUGGAGCGGCUGGCGAGGGCGAAGAUUGCCACUCAGCAGCGUCUGGCCGAGCUGAAGAACGAGCUGAGUCAGUGCAUGGACGUGAUGGAGAUCGACCGCGUCCUGAGACAGACCAUCCAGCCCGAGGACGACCAGGCGUCCACGUCCACCGCCUCAGAAGGGGAGGACAACCUGGAGCUGGACGUGGACCAGGACGGCCUCGCCCCACCUGUCCCCAGAUCCCUGGCCAGAGCACUGACGGCGGCCCCCAUCCUGCAAACGCAGCCGCUGCUGGGCCCCCACCUGUCCAUACAGCACCCUCCUCUACCGCUCUCCGCCGUGCUAGCCACGCCCCCUUCCUCCGUUCCUCCUCCCCCUCAAGCCCUGGCCCCCACCCUCACCCCGGUCUUGCCCCCCUCUCGGCCGCCAGCCGUGCAGGUGCAGCCCACCGUCAUCGCCCACGCGGCCGUGUCCCACCCCUCCGUCAUCCAGGCGGUCAGUCAUGCCAUGCCGGCCAAUCACAAGCACCUGACCCACAUCGCCCCCUCCCCCAUCGCUGCCGCCCCGCAGCCCAUCGCGGUGGCCACGUCGUCCCACCAGCCCAUCGGACACAUCACCGUCCACCCGGUGGCUCACCUCCAGUCCCGCCUCCCCACGCUGUACCCGCAGGGCAUGUCGGUGUCCCAGCCAACGGUGGUGAGCCACAUCACGCACACCUUCGCCCACCACACGCUGCCGCACGUGCAAGCCAACCCCCAAGCCAACGCCAUCGGGGCGCAGGUGAAUAAUGCCGCCGUGGUCGGCCAGGGCAAGCCCACGGCGAUGCUGGCGGCCCACCCGCAGCUGGUCGGCCAGGCGGCCGUACUCAACCCCGUCACCAUGGUUACGGUCCCCACUUUCCCCGUCAGCACAAUCAAGCUCGCCUGAGCAAGGACGAGGACGCUUCCAGGAGGUGGAGUCCAGAUGGCAGCCCCGCCCCCUUAUUCUACCCCCAAGCCUAAGAGCCCACGAGCUCCGCCGGACACCACGCCUCCUCAGCGGGUCACCCAAUCAGGUCUUCUCUGACGCGAGGGCGCCCUCUGUUGCACGCAACACAAACUACCUGCACAGGUAAGCAGCGAAAGAAGAACAUUCUAGAGAGCUUUUGGAGGAUAAAUACAGGAAGGAAAAAAACGCUGUGAACGUCAAAAAAAAACAUUUUUCUUCGCUUCUCUAUUCGCAAUAACACCCACUUUUCUGUGUGUGUUAUUGCGCAUCAACACUCUUUUCAACACUGUGAUGACAAAAGAAAUAAUUUCAUUUCCCAAUUUUUUCUUCUUCUCCCAGACUGAAAGUAGGAGGGGAAAAAGCAAGAUGUUAACCUAAUUUUGUGUAAUAUUCAGUUUUGUAACGUGCGUACGAAUGUUUUUGUCACACCAUGCACGCCGGGGCGUUUUGAGUCUGUGUUGCUUUUUAUUAUUCAUGCUUGUUUCUCUUCAGUUGUUCUGCAUGUAGCUUGAUUUCCUCCGUGUGCGGGACCAUGUAGAAUACUGUAGACCCUGGGCAGGAUCUUGGACCUCAUGCUAUAUUGAUAUUAUAUAUUAAUAUAAACGGUGUUUUCCCUAUGGAGAAAGUUAAGUUAUAUAAGGCCUGUGCACUGUGGGCUGCCUUUCAGGUCCAACUGUCCACUCUAAGACAUGACAUCAUGAUAUACAAAUAUAAAUGAUUUAUGCUGGUGAAAUAGUAAAGAUUCUUAAUAAAUCUUAUUACAUUUACAACAA